UCGUGUUCCGAGAACUGAUCAGCAGAAUAUGUAAACAAGAAUUUAUAUUCAAUACGUGUUGCAUUUUAAAAAAUAUAACUGUUUACAACCCAUUUUGUGAUAUUUAACAAACAUAACAAGGAAUGAAACAAGUUGAAUGUGGAAUUUCCGCUGAGAAAAAAAGAAAACAGCCUACUCGAUAGUUGAAUGGACAACUCACAAUAUGCACUCAAAUCAAUCACUGGAACCGAUCUACUAUGGCGUAUUCGCACCCUUGGAAAACCGAUCCGCCGACCAACAACCAACCGUCUUCACCGACAAAACGGAAGCCCUACAGGCGGCGAAACAGUGUAAAAAAAGCCGCUUCAAAGCCUUCCGAUUCUACCACGAAGCCGCCGAAUUCGCUCUCAACGGACCCGAGUGCCCCGAAACCGAUCCCAAAUCGCCCGAAUGCAGUCUAGUGGGCGAGAAGGCGAGCGCCUUCAGGGCCCCCAAGCCCCAGGAGUUGGUCGAGCUGCGCAAGGCCAUCGAAAACGGCGAUUUGGAAUGGGUCAUGGAAGCCGUGUGGCGCAACCCGAGGUACUUAGUCAGCAGCGGAGAUACACCGUCUAUAUUAAAGGAAGGCGCCCGUUACAACGCCCUGCACGUGGCGGCCCUAUCGAAGAACGCCCCCAUCGCCCAAUUCGUCCUCGACACCGUCGCCGAUCCGACGUUCAUCCGGCUGUUGUACGGCGACGACGGCCGUCACGACGACUCAUUGAUCCUCUCCAGAUCGGCCAUGUUACUCGAUCUCUACCUGAACACCCCUAACAAGGGACUGAACGAGACGCCGCUGCAUUUCGCCGCCAAGCACGGCGCCGCUGACGUCGUCGAGGUGCUCGUAUCGUACGCGCAAUGCGACAAAACGGCAAGGAAUAAGUUCAUGAAGACCGCGGAACAGAUUAAUUGCGAAAGAGCCGAAGGAGAUGACCUGGCUUCUAUUAAAAAGAGGAUAGAGCGUUUAUUGCAUGACACUUACUACGUACCGGUACUGCGAGCUGUGGACGACAGCGAGCCCGCCGUUAUCGGGGAACCUUUUCUAACAACCAGUCGACCGCCGCCCAACAGGGACAUCCUCAGUCCGAGGCUGGAGAUCCACGCGUACGCCGGCCCGAUGGAGGCGUCCGAAGCCCAACGGUUCAAGAAAUCGUGGAAGACGCCGCCCCGAUCGAUCGAUUUCCAACAGCGAUCGGCGACGAAUCCGCGCACGUUGCGCUACACCGAUCCGAAGAAGGGGCUGGAGCGCGUGGGGAAGCGACUAGCCGACGCGUUCCGCGUCACCUGGAAGGAGUACUGGGAGUUUCUGGAUUGUUUCGUCGACAUCGCCUCCGACGAGGGGCUGAGGUCGUUGGAGGAUUACCUGUGGAAUAGGAGCGUCGGAAAUGGAGGAAGGGAGGAGGGAUUGAAAUCGUGCGGGAAGUUCGACGGGCUGUCGAUUUGCGAUGAGGAUUCGGAAGUGCAGUCGUCACGGAGCAGCCGAUUCAAGAGCGAUCGCUCGAAAAAAGACAGUACCAGAGACGCGGAUCCGGAGCUAAAGGGCGAGGAGGACGAUGGAAAACCAAAGAAAAACACCGUCGUCUCUCCCAUAUCGAGUUUGUGCGCCGCUUUUACAGCUUGUAGAUUGGAAGACGACGAUUCUGCGGCCGAUGCUAACGAAAAUUGCGUUAAACUUGCAGACAGCCGCCUGGGCGAGGAUUAUUCGGAGACGCAGGCUCUCCUUCACGUCGACAAAGCCUGCCAGGUGUUCGCCAAUCGCAUCUCCAACGACAUCCAGCACGCGUUCCGCGACGGCCGCGAUCCGCGCUCGGAGCGCCACCUCGCCGAAGGCCUCGCCAAAACGCUGGAGGCCCAUCUGGCGCAGCUCGAGGCGACGGUGACCAGUUACGCCGUCGACGAGCGCUUCGCCGCCGUCGAUUUCCGCAAGAUGCACGCCCGCCUGGGGCGCUGCAUCGCCCGCAAGGUGUUCGAGCGGCCGCUCGACAAUCUCGACGCCUUCCUGCGCAUGAGCCUGGCGUUUCUGUCGACCGACGAGGGGCGAUCGAAGGUGACGAAGAAGCGCGAGCUGACGUGCCUGCUGGGGUACGUGGUGGGGAAGAAGCGGUUGGAGGACGGGGAGAGGUGUUGGAAGGACGAGGAGGGUUGUUCGUGCGUGUUUCGAUCGAGGCGGUGGAAGAAGAAUAGCUUUUCGAAGGGCGGGGGUGGUUUCAGGAGCGGCGGGAGAUCGUUUGAGGAUGAAGGUGGGGUCGGUAUUAGGGGUGCUUUGGAUUUUGCCGAUUGCGUUCGGAAUGGUUUCGACAAAUCUUUAGCGAGUAAUCGAUUAGAAUUGAGAGAUUUAGACGAGGACGAUGACAAAUUUUACACGCCGCCUGAAAGUCCGAGUUUUCUUGACGAUGAAGAUUCCGAAGAUGAAUUCGUAGACUCGAUUUUACCAAAACAAGACGUAUUUAUACACGGUAACAACCCUUCGAAGACGGAUUGCGACGUUUUCAAUGCUUUGUGUUACUCCGAAGUCGAAUUAGAUUGUAAGAAAUACCCGUACGUGUACAGUUGGUUUCACAUGGUUAGUUUAUAUACGAAAGAGGAAAGAGAAAGUUGGGUGCCCAGGAAAAACGUCGCUAAGCAAUCGCCAUCGGAUAUUCAAAACGUUUCGUUUCGUUUGGAUCCGGCGAAAACGAGCACUCCAUCCAAAUCGUGGUUGAGAAUCACGGGGGAGAAUUCGCCGGUUCGAAAGAGGCCUUUGAAAUCGAAGAGUUUGAUAUUUUAACGAAUAAACAUCGCCCUGUCUAUUUUUUAACGUAUUUUUAACUGAAUUGCCUUCUAGUUGAAAUGUUGUUAAAUGUACUCGGUAAUAUUAAAGUUAAGUUUUCGUUACUUGUUGAUCGAAUAUUCGAGAGUAAGAAUAAAUUUCUAUAUACAGGGUGUGUCGCGUAGAUAUGCCGAUAAAAACGAUAUUUUUAAUUACUUUGGCAUUAUUUCUAUUUUUUUGCAAGGAGAGCAUUCUUAUUUCUCUUGAUAAACCAAUCCUGCGCCUCUGGAAGGUUUUUUUAGCAUAUUAACGCAACUCCCUGUCUAAAUAAUAUUUUAAAUUAAUAAACUAUUAACACUUUCACUGCCGUUUUGUACAAAUUGUGUUCAUUUCGAACAGUUCACAAAAAAAUAUUGUGGCAGUGAAGGUGUUGAAGAAACAAUCUGAUAAUAAUUGACUUGUGUUUAGAAUUUUUUACAAUUUGCUUUCGCUUAGGAUUAACUUUUGUACGGUUAAAAAUGAUGUACACUAUUCUGUAAAUUCGUUCGUUUGUAUUUCAAAUGUAUAUUUUUUGUACUCG
Phyllotreta striolata is the source of this 3344-nucleotide messenger RNA. The record is from the annotation of a GenBank genome assembly. NCBI's taxonomy places the organism in Eukaryota, Metazoa, Arthropoda, Insecta, Coleoptera, Chrysomelidae.